Molecule: messenger RNA, 747 nt
Organism: Morone saxatilis (striped sea-bass)
Lineage: Eukaryota; Metazoa; Chordata; Actinopteri; Moronidae
Gene: trappc2
Product: trafficking protein particle complex 2
Exons: 5
Coding region: 173-595 (140 amino acids)
Biological process (GO): endoplasmic reticulum to Golgi vesicle-mediated transport
Cellular component (GO): TRAPP complex; cytoplasm; nucleus
Source: RefSeq, a predicted model, not a curated record
AUUUAUAUGAAUCUGAGCUAAAAAUCUAAGCCGCUAAACCGUUUUACAGCAGUUAACUGAGAUGUAUAUUUGGCUGUUUGGUCAUGUCGUCAUCUCCUUGCGACUGCCAUCGUAUCUCUCCAGGAAGCGAAAUUAGCAGGACGCUUUGGCUUUGCUAAGAGGAAGGGAAACGAUGUCUGGGAGUUUUUAUUUUGUCAUGGUUGGCCAUCAAGACAAUCCUGUGUUUGAGAUGGAGUUCCUGCCAUCUGGGAAGCCUGAAUCAAAGGAUGACCAUCGUCACCUGAACCAAUUCAUUGCACACGCAGCUCUGGAUUUGGUGGAUGAAAACAUGUGGCUGUCCAACAAUAUGUACUUGAAAACUGUGGACAAGUUCAACGAGUGGUUUGUGUCUGCGUUUGUCACUGCAGGACAUAUAAGAUUCAUCAUGCUGCAUGAUGUGCGUCAAGAAGACGGAAUCAAAAACUUUUUUAACGAUGUAUAUGAUUUAUACAUUAAGUUUGCAAUGAAUCCAUUCUACGAGAUCAACGCACCGAUCCGUUCUACAGCUUUUGAGAGGAAAGUACAGUUUCUUGGAAAGAAGCAUCUCCUGAGUUAAUCACGACACCUGCAAAAUAUGAAUGCAUCUUGUCUAUUCGUUGUACAUAUACCUAACAUGCUUGUUUGAUGUCUGUUUGUCUUUUCCUGUUUAACACAUGUAAACUGUAUUCAACACAGAUUUUCUAUAAAACAUUUUAUUGUUUGAUGUAA